Molecule: messenger RNA, 1929 nt
Organism: Marchantia polymorpha subsp. ruderalis
Lineage: Eukaryota; Viridiplantae; Streptophyta; Marchantiopsida; Marchantiales; Marchantiaceae
Source: the annotation of a GenBank genome assembly
CUCGUCGUCGUGCAGAAUCGGGAAUUGGCGAUUUCCUUCUGCUGCUGUGGAGGAAUCGAUCGCCAAUUGCCGCAUCGAUCGAUCGACUGUCAGUUGUGGGAUCGGCGCGAGCGCGAAGCGUGGAGCUGCAGGAGGGACGGAGGUGGUUUGGUUGAAUCGGAGCCAUGGCAAUGGUGGCGCUAUGUCCUUGCGCUGUCGCGGUUGGUCUGGAUUUGAGGUCCAGCUGCACGAGCAUACGGAGACGAGAAUUGGCUCACGGAUGCGCUUUGACGCGACGGGCGUCCUCCUUCGAGAGGGCGCGCAGUAUAGCCUCGGCUGCUUGCUUCUCAAGUAGCCGAGGGCUGUCCGAAAGCAGAAGCCAGAGGAAUUCUGGAGCUUCUUGGAUAUCUUGUGCAGUCUCUCCCGCUUCAGCGAGCGCGACAGCGCAGUCGACGAAGAACGACGAUCUAAGCUCCGAGGCUAUACCAGAGAGAAGUGUCUCUGUGAUUCUGCUCGCAGGCGGAAAGGGCAAGCGUAUGGGGGCAAACAUGCCCAAACAAUAUUUGCCGCUGCUGGGUCAACCUAUCGCUCUUUACAGCUUUCAUACAUUUGCCAGUAUGGCGGCCGUAGGAGAGAUUAUCGUCGUCUGUGAUCCUUCCUACAGGGAUAUAUUUGAAGAGGCUAACAUUAGCAUUCCACUAAAAUUUGCUCUUCCCGGGAAAGAACGACAAGACUCCGUGCGAAGUGGGCUGCAGGAGAUCAGUGAGACAUCAAAACUGGCAUGCAUACAUGAUUCUGCUCGACCUCUUGUUCUCAUCAGCGAUAUCUUGAAGGUCAUCAAAGAUGCUAUGACUCAUGGGGCAGCGGUACUUGGAGUGCCCUGUAAGGCCACUAUCAAACAGGCUGGAAGCGACCUGUUUGUCACAAAGACUCUUGAUCGAAAGACGUUGUGGGAAAUGCAGACCCCUCAGGUCAUCGAGCCAGCGUUACUUCGGAAAGGAUUUGAGCUUGUGGAGAGGGAGGGUCUUGAAGUAACAGAUGAUGUUUCCAUAGUGGAGUAUUUGAAGCACCCAGUUCUGAUUACGGAGGGUUCUUAUACCAAUCUUAAGGUCACAACACCAGAUGAUCUCCUGGUUGCUGAAAGGAUUCUACAUCAAAAGUAGCCAGUGAUCUUGAUUAACAAUCUAUGCUGCACCUCGACAACAAUUUUGAAGGAUCAGAAGCUCAACUUUCCCUCGGCCUCCCAAGUUUUAGCCGUCACUGUCAAACUGGGCCUCACAGCCAACCAAGCGAGAGUUCUGAAAUCAUUGUUGACCAGGGCUGAUUCCAUACAGGAGAUGUCCUCGAUGUUUCCACUUUCACUUGCAAAUUAUUCAUUAGUUCUAAAUUAUGGCAUCGCCUUAAGAUAGCCAAGCUUAAGUAUACCAUCGAUUCUUGCUUACUUCCCCAUAAUCUGUAGUCCAACGUCCUGUGCCCCCUGGAAAUUUAAAAAUUAAAUCUUUAUUAUGCUCAAAGUGCUGUUCUUGCCCCAACUACAGAUGCAAAACACAAACCAAGCAGGACAUUUCUAGUAGGAACGUAGCCUACCUCCCGUUGUAGCACUCGUUACCGAGUACAACCCUCUUUUAGCUUGCUCGAACCAGUAACAUCUUGCAAGGUGAACCUUUUUAGCUGACACACUCCUUUCACUUCGUGGAGUCAAGAAGUGUUAAGUAUCAAGUAGUGUAACUGAAGAUUGAAGUCCCUUUUUCGUCAGUGCACGAAAAACCUGAUCCAAUCACAACAACCGAAACUUCCAUGAGUUUUACAUACUGCUUUCAGAGAAGGUUAUCUGCCGCGGUAUGUAAAUUUCGGUGUCGAAUUGUCGCAGUUGUUGGGUGUCUGGAAGAGAUCAAAGAGGAUUCCUUGGUCUAGUCAUUGAGAGGCCCAACCCUGAUUGAUAACAAACCC